AUGCGGUGGACGGCACUCCUUUUUGGUCUUUUUGCCUUGCUCGCUCUAGCGCAUGCUGAGAGCUCCGAAAAGAGCGAUGUGAAAAAAGUGGAGAAUGAGGAGGGAAAGGAAGAGUCAACCACUCUUCCAUCAACAACCACAAUUACAAAUACUGAGAAUACGACAGAGAAUGGAGCUGAUAAAUCCUCCAUUUCCUCAUCAUCAUCAUCUCAAUCAACGGAAAGACCCAAAAAAGAGGAAACGAGUAAAGAAAAUGAGGAGGAGAAAGAAGAGAAAAUGAAGAAAUUGUCGAGAGCGAAGAGGCAAUGUUGCUUCGCGGCACAGAACAAUUGCUGUGUGCCACAACAGAGCAAUCAAUGCAAUUGUCAAGCACUACAAAUACAGGUUCAACAAUGCGAUUGCGCGAAUAUGUUGCAAUCUCAAUGCGGUUGCUCGGUGCAGAAUUCGGGUUGCAAUUGUCCCUCACUUCAGCUACAAUACGCUCAAUGCGGAUGUGGCUCACUCACCUAUCAAGUCUCUUGCAAUCAAUGUCCUCAACAACAAACGUGCACUCCGGCUUGUAUGCCAACGUGUGCUCCGUCCUGCACACAGCAACAAUCGCAGCCGAUCAUCAUCGUGCAAGCACCCCAACAACAACAAUGCGCUCCACAAUGUAUGCCUUCAUGUCAACCAGUUUGCGUUCAACAGGCUUGCACUCCGGCUUGUCAACCAAUGUGCUCAUCAUCUUGUGUCUCUCAACAACAGCAACAAAUCAUCAUUGUUCAGCAACCCCAACAAUGCGCCUCUCAAUGUAUGCCCUCGUGUCAACCAGUUUGCAUUCAACAGGCUUGUGCCCCGGCUUGUCAACCGAUGUGUUCAUCGUCGUGUGUCUCCCAACAACAGCAACAAGUCAUCAUCGUUCAGCAACCCCAGAACCAAUGUGCUUCGUCUUGUAUGCCCGCUUGUCUUCCCAGUUGUACACAGGGUUGUUCGUCAAACAAUUGCAAUAACGAUCAACAAAUCAUCAUUGUUCAGCAACCCGCUCAACAGCAAUGUGCUUCUCAGUGUAUGCCCGCUUGUCAACCAACGUGCAUUCAACAGGCUUGCGCACCAGCUUGUCAACCAAUGUGUGACAACUCUUGCGUCUCUCAACAACAACAACAAAUCGUCGUUGUUCAGCAACCGGCUCAACAACAACAAUGUGUUUCCUCUUGUAUGCCCUCGUGUUCGCAGAGUUGUGUUUCGCAGGCUUGCGCUCCGGCCUGUCAACCCAUGUGCGAUAACUCGUGUGUGUCACAGCAACAAGCGCAAAUUGUUGUCGUUCAGCAACCGUCUUCCUCUUCUUCGUCUUGUCCAUCUUCCUGUCAGCCACAAUGCUCUCAACAAUGCAUUCAACAGCAACAAAUUUGUGUGGCCGCUUGUGAGCCAUCGUGUCAAUCAUCGUGUAACAACAAUGCUCAAUGUGUACAGGCUUGUCUUCCAUCGUGUGAAAGCUCGUGUGUGCAACAGUCUCAACCGGUUGUCGUCGUUCAACAAAAUCAGAACAGUUGCCCGUCCUCUUGUCAACCACAAUGCUCAAGUCAAUGCAUUCAACAAUACACGAUUUGCUCAUCCGCCUGUCAACCUUCGUGUCAAUCAUCGUGUGGCGGAAACUCUCAAUGUGUUCAAGCGUGUGUUCCAUCUUGUGAAAACUCGUGUGUCCAACAACAACAACCACAGGUGAUCGUUGUUCAGCAACAACCCCAACAACAACAAUGUGUCCCGGCUUGUCAGCCACAAUGCACACAACAAUGUCAACAACAGCAAGCAAUUUGUGUGCAAGCGUGUCAACCAUCGUGUCAAUCCUCAUGUGGUAGCAAUCAACAAUGCACACAAACUUGUCAAUCCUCUUGUGCUCAAUCGUGUGCCACUCAACAGGUGGUCGUCGUGCAACAACAACAGCCACAAUGCGGACAAUCAUGUCAGGCUCAACCCGUGAUGCAAUGUGUCCCUCAAUGUCAGCCAGCUUGUCAACCAUCGUGUACAGCACAGCAACAGGUGUACGUGCAACCAGCAGCGAUCACAAUGUGCGGUCAAUCGGCGAAUAAUGGCUGUUCAUGUGGGCAAGGGUAUGCACAAUGCAUGCAAGGCGUUUGCUGUUUGCGGAAGAGACAUCGUUUUGCUAAGAAUAAGCUUGUU
Mesorhabditis belari is the source of this 2157-nucleotide messenger RNA. Lineage: Eukaryota; Metazoa; Nematoda; Chromadorea; Rhabditida; Rhabditidae. The record is from the annotation of a GenBank genome assembly.